CAGAGCUCAGGCAGCAGCAGCAGCACUGAGCUGUCGCGUGGCCCCAGCCGCCUGCCGUGGCCCUCUCCCGCACCCUCGCUCGGACCCUCGCCCACCCCAGCCAUGGCUCCGAUGACUCUCUCGUGGCUGCUCCGCGUGGCUGUGCUCUGCCAUCUGACCGUCCUGCUGGCCGGACAGCACCUCGGUGUGAGGAAAUGCAACAUCACGUGCCACAAGAUGACCUCGGAGUUAAACGUGAAUUUACUCAUCGGCUAUCGACGAAACCAGGAGUCGUGUGGCAAACGUGCCAUCAUCCUGGAGACCAAGCGGCACAGAUAUUUCUGCGCUGAUCCAAAGGAGACAUGGGUCCAAGAAGCCAUGAAGCAUCUAGACCGAGCAUCUAGCCAGGCUGCUCCUGACGGCAGGACCGAGAAGCGAACUGGCCCCGAGGAAAUGUACUCGUCUGUAGCCUCAGAGCCUGAAGCCACCGUGCAAAGCCGUGGUCUGGAGAUGACUUCGUCUUCCCAGGAGGUGCCCAGGGCUUUGGGGACUUCCCCAGAGCUGCCAGUGGGAGUGUCUGCUUCCUCGGGGACCAGGUUCCCCCCAACUUCAAAGGCUCGGGAUGGAGGGCCUGAGGACACUGAAGUUUCUACUCUGGCUGCCAUCUCCACUGCUACCGCCUGGCAGAGUUCCGCAGCCUACGCGCCUGGGACCGGCCUCUGGGCCGAGGAAAAGACCUCUGGGGCCCCCUCCACCCAGACCCCCAGCACGCAGGUCCCCCCCACCCAGGCCCCCACCACCUGGGCCCCCACCCUUUCCCACCCAGCCCUGGAGGAGAACGCUGGGGCUGAAGGCCAUGCUGUGAGCGCGGAGGGCCAGAGCCCCCGGCCGGAGAACUCUCCAGGGCCCGAGGAGAUGGAUCCCGUUCCGGCUCACACGGAUGCUUUCCAGGACUGGGAGCCCGGCAGCAUGGCCCACGUUUCUGUGGUCCCUGUCCCUUCUGAAGCGACCCCCAGCAGGGAGCCGGUGGCCUCAGGCAGCUGGGCCCCCAAGGCGGAGGAGCCCAUCCACGCCACCGUGGACCCGCAGAGGCUGAGCGUCCUCAUCACCCCUGCCCCUGACCCCCAGGCGGCCACGCGGAGGCAGGCGGUGGGGCUGCUGGCCUUCCUUGGCUUGCUCUUCUGCCUGGGGGUGGCCAUGUUCGCCUACCAGAGCCUGCAGGGCUGCCCUCGCAAGGUGGCGGGGGAGAUGGUGGAGAGCCUUCGCUACGUUCCCCGGAGCUGUGGCAGCAACUCCUACGUCCUGGUGCCAGUGUGAGCUGCCCCCCCGCCCCCGCCUGCAUCCAGCCAUUUGACUCAGACAGCUGCCUGGGGUCCCCUGUCUUCAUACCCCCCUCACCCAACAGCCUGGCCUGAGCUGGGGUGACCACAGCGGGGAGGUGUGGUCCUCUAGGUGUGAACUGCCCCAAGCUCCCGGGCACACCCCAGGAGGCCGGCCUCGACCAUUCUCGGCCUACGGGGACAGAGGGAGUGGCCUCCCAGCUCAACCCCAAAUCCCAAAACUCUCCUCUGCUGCUGGCUGGUCAGAGGUUUCCUUUGACACUGUCCCUGCCCCAGUGGACGAUUAUUUAUUGAAUGCCCAGCCCCCCCACCCACACCUCGCUGUGGGCACCAUGUCAUCCCGUCUCACGAACGAGCAUCAAGCCAGGCCCCUGUGCCCACUCCCUCUGACCCCAUCGUGUCUCUUGGUCCUGCUGCAGUCGCCAGUCACCCCGGCCACCUGCGGUGCUAUCUCCCCCCAUCCUCUGUGCACAGCCCACGCCCCAGCUGGUGACGUGUCUUUUCCUGCAUGAAGCUAGUGUGGUGCUCCCAGGGACAGCUCUGCCCUCGGUUAGGCAUCGUGGCAAGGGGAGAUAAAGCUAUCUGGUGGCUUUCCUCCUGGGUCCAUGCUGCGUAGUCAAGGAACAUUGACUCUGAGCCUGACGGCCGGGUUCUUGUCCCGGGCCCCCCCCCCGCCCCCCCGCCGGCCCACCAAGCUAAUCCCAUCUGUGAACGGAAAGAAGGAUGGCAGAUGUGUGGCACUACCUGUACCCCUGACAUCACGAACUGAUCCCAAGACCGUUUUCCCAGACCCGGGAUGCAGCCCACCAUCUUUAUUGGCAGAGCACUUUAGACUGUCACUGCCAACAAGUCAGACUGGUCGCUGGACCCUGUGACCGGGAGGGCCUGCAAGGGAGCGGGUUGAUAGUUCAGGCCCUGCCCUGUGGGUCCCCACGUGGGAGUGGGUGGAGCCGAGGCCAGCUCUGAAGCCCCUCCCAGACUUAGCCACUGAGACAGCCUGAGCUCUGCCCGGCCAGGAGGACCAAGGGACAGAGGGACAGGCGAGGGAGGAGAGAGGGCUACAAGGACAUGUGAAACAAGCCAGGGAAGAGCUUCAGGAGCAGCUGCCCUCCCGAUGCUGCUCAGGGACUUGUGCAGGCGCUGGGCCUCAUGUCCCCUGUGGUCCCACACGCCCCGGGUUCUUCCCUGUGCCCGGGUUCUCCUUCCGCCUCUCUCACUCCCUGAAAACACUAUCGUCUGCACUCCAAGACCUUCUUUCCUGAUCUCUGCCCUCACUGCAGGCAGGGCCAGGGAUUUCCACGUUGUUUUCCAUGAACCCCCUGUUUAUUUCUGAAAGGGACGCUGCCUGGGGAGGGGGCGGCGCUGCAGGAGAGGGGAAGUGGUGGGCACAGAGUCAGGGCUGCUUCCCUUUCUUGGCUGCGGAAGACUCAGGCAUGCCCGAUGGGGCUGCAGCUGCCUGAGCUGAGCGGUGCCCCACGGCUGGAGCUGGGCCUGCAGGACUCAGCCCUCGGGGUCCCUGGCGGCAGGUUUCCCCAAGGGUGACCCUUGCCCUCCACCCGAGGUGCCAGUGACACACUCCUUCGCAGACGGGUGCUCUGAGGAAGAAGACACAGCUCUGAUCUGCGGAGAGAGGGAAGUCGCACCGCCCUGCCCAUCUGGCCUCCUACCCGCCCGUGCUGGGCAGGGCACAGUGUGCUUGGGGAGCUCAGGGCCUGGUCCAGGUGGAGUCGCUCCGAUGGCUCAGAGAGGGUGGGAGCAGGUCUGAAUGCACUUUGUUCUGGCUCCUCCCCGCUGGGAGAGCCCCAAGGGAUGGGACACCUGGUGACAGGGCUCCCUUCCUUUGUGAGGAAGCUGCUGGGGGCAGCUGGUCCCCCUUCCAUGGACUUUGUGAGUUCCUCAAAGUAGGACAUGGAGGACAAUCUGGGGAGACUUUGGAAAGAGUAGGUUGAUCCUUUUACUUUUCCAACCCUCAUCACUAAUGUCCGUGCCAUUUUGUAUUUUACUAAUAAAAUUUAAAAGUCUUGUGAAUCA
This is a messenger RNA of Lemur catta (Ring-tailed lemur), 3350 nucleotides long. It is a transcript of the gene CX3CL1, whose product is annotated as C-X3-C motif chemokine ligand 1. The record is from RefSeq and is a predicted model, not a curated record. Gene Ontology annotation, molecular function: chemokine activity; CCR chemokine receptor binding. The transcript has 4 exons. Lineage: Eukaryota; Metazoa; Chordata; Mammalia; Primates; Lemuridae. The coding region runs from base 103 to 1296 and encodes 397 amino acids. Gene Ontology annotation, biological process: cellular response to tumor necrosis factor; chemokine-mediated signaling pathway; cellular response to interleukin-1. Gene Ontology annotation, cellular component: extracellular region.